AUGUCAGAUCAUCAGAGCCUUCAGAAACUAAACUACGCAAAUGUAGUUGCUUACAUCCUAAACACCCUCGUCACAUAUGGCGUGGGCGUCUCGGGACGCUUCCCAACCAACGGCGAGCUCUCUGCAAAAUACCAAACAUUGGUGACACCCGCUGGCUUUGCCUUUGCCAUUUGGGGAAUCAUCUUUACAGCCGAACUCAUAUGGUGCACUGUUCAACUACUUCCACGAUACCGAUCAAAGGCCGUCGUCCUUCAAGGCGUUGGCUUCAACUAUGUCUACGCAUGCCUGGCCCAAGUCAGUUGGACCCUAUGCUUUACGACUGAAUACAUUGCUCUUUCCUUAAUCUCGAUGGUAUCAAUCUUGAUCCCGUUGGUAUUGAUCGUGAACAAGACUUCCAAAAUUUCGAAUGAUAAUAUAUCGGACUAUUGGCUUUUGAAAUUUCCAUUUGAAAUCCAUGCCGGAUGGAUCAUGGCGGCAACUCUGGUCAAUACCAAUGUCUUCUUGGUGGCAUACCAGGCAUCACCCAGCAACCAGAUUGUGGCAGCCUGGUUCUCCUUGUUUGUACUUGCGAGUGCAGCCGUGUAUUACAUCAGCAAGAAGAAAUGGGUCGUCCCUUGCGUGUUGGUAUGGGCUUCCAAUGCCAUUCGUUUGGAACUGUCAUCACCAAAGGAUUCCAUUGCCAGCGCCUUUCCAACGGAAACCAUCCAAAGCGUCCGAGAUGCAUCUGGAGUGCUUGCUGCUAUCAUUCUUGCUACGACAGUUGCUGCUGCCGUUUAUGGGCACUUUUCUGGACCCGACGACGACGAAAUUGAAAUUCAAACCGGUGCCAACCGAGAACCCUUUGUGGACCACCACCAACAACAACAAGCCACCAGUUCUUAG
Cylindrotheca closterium is the source of this 882-nucleotide messenger RNA. NCBI's taxonomy places the organism in Eukaryota, Bacillariophyta, Bacillariophyceae, Bacillariales, Bacillariaceae. The record is from the annotation of a GenBank genome assembly.